Messenger RNA from Entamoeba invadens IP1, 819 nucleotides. RefSeq names its product zinc finger protein DHHC domain containing protein, putative. Gene Ontology annotation, biological process: protein targeting to membrane; peptidyl-L-cysteine S-palmitoylation. The record is from RefSeq and is a predicted model, not a curated record. Gene Ontology annotation, molecular function: protein-cysteine S-palmitoyltransferase activity. Gene Ontology annotation, cellular component: endoplasmic reticulum; Golgi apparatus. Bases 1 to 819 code for a protein of 272 amino acids. NCBI's taxonomy places the organism in Eukaryota, Evosea, Mastigamoebida, Endamoebidae. The transcript has 2 exons.
AUGGGGAGCGACUUUGUUCCUCAUCAUACCGAAUAUGUUCGAUACAAAGUGAUAGCGGUGACAAUACUGACUUUUAUCUUUGCACUCACGCUCUCCCUUUUUGUAGCUCAGAAUGUUUUCUUGGGGAUUGACACAAUGUACGUAGCAAUGGUCUUCUAUAUCUUGUGCUAUAUUCCACCAAUCAGUCUCACAAUAUGGUCCUAUUACAGAACAGUCUUCACAGACGUCUGGUUGCCAAAUGACAUUGACACACAACAAGGGUUUAGGAAGUGCAAGAGGUGUCAUCACAACAAGCCGGAGAGGACUCAUCAUUGCAGUCAGUGUAAGGCUUGUGUCUUAAAAAUGGACCAUCACUGCCCAUGGCUGGGGACCUGUGUCGGGUAUAGAAAUCACAAGUUCUUUGUCCUCUUUUUGGUGUACGCAUUCAUCACAAGUCUCAUCGUCAUGAUUUUCUCGGCUUCUUUUGCUAUCAAUUUCUUCGUCAGAAAUAACUCCUUCGACCUCAGAAGUGUCCCAGACAUCUUCCAAUUUUUCGUCGGGACCAUUUUCAUCUUCUCGUCGGGGUCGAUGCUCUGCGUGCAAGUACCAAUCGUCUUAACAAACACUACUACGAUAGACAGAGAUUCAUUCUAUAUCUGUAGUACUCAGGCAUCCAGGCAGGCAAAUCAAUACGACUUGGGAACCGCCAACAACAUUAAAAUGUUUUUUGGAAAGAAUUUCUUGAAGGCUAUUGUCCCAAUUUUCUCAACAGAGGGAGACGGUAUGCACUGGACUAAAAACACCGAGUACGUCCAAAUCGACGAGGAACAAAACGAGUAA